Dicentrarchus labrax (European seabass) is the source of this 3236-nucleotide messenger RNA. Its product is annotated as protein FAM222A. NCBI's taxonomy places the organism in Eukaryota, Metazoa, Chordata, Actinopteri, Moronidae. The transcript has 3 exons. The record is from RefSeq and is a predicted model, not a curated record. The coding region runs from base 442 to 1974 and encodes 510 amino acids.
CCGCCUUCUCUUUCACACGAUUGGCCGAGCCGUGGGAAUAUUCAAAUACGGCUGUGAUUGAUUGGCUCAGAGCCGGUUUCAACAGCGCAAUGGGACUCAAUUCCAUUCCGACAUCACUCUCCGUGGCACACACUGCUCGGUCGGCGGCCGGGAUGAGACACAAGCUGCACGGGAAACCGUAAUCGGUGAAAUUAUCUCCUACAAGAGUGUUGAAUAUGUCGAGGAAGUGCAGUUAAUGGAGCCAGCUUCAUCCAUGGAUAUAUCUCCGGAGGUCUCCACUGCGCAUCGCGAAAUCUGUGGCCAAAUUGCUUUUGCAGAGGAAAUACGCCUUCCGAGCAGGAGAACAACCAAUCAGCCGUGGCGAACCAAAGAUAAACAAGCCUUAUGAUAAGAGAAAACUCUCAGGUUAACCCAGGCUGUGUGCAGCCCUAGUGAACUAUCAUGCUGGCCUGUAUCCAGAGACGGCAGACUCUCUCGUCACAGCGUCUAGCCUGCACACCCAAAAGCCUUGAUGUCCCACCACCACCAUUACUGCUGUCAGUACCUCCACUGCAGCCGUGCACCCACAAAGGUGAGCCAGCCUCCAUGAUUUCUCGGUACCCUUCUCCUGCAGAGUUGGACGCUUUUGCCCAGAAGACCGCCAACAGCCCGCUGUCCAUCAAAAUCUUUCCAUCUGACGUCCGGGUGCCACAACAUAAACAGCUUAACAAAACAGUCAACGGUUUAGACACCACAGGCCCACGCUAUAGCCCCUAUUCACAGCCGUUCUCAGGAGGCUACCAGGGUUUAUUGGCCGUCGUCAAAGCCUCUGUGGUGGUCAAAGGUGUGGUGAAAAACUCUGAGGGCAGAAGGACUAAACAUGCAAACACCCAGAUUUCUGUGGCACCGUAUAAUAAUCCUCUGAAUAAUGGCUACACAGUCAGACAUGGGCAUAAGGCCUAUCAUAUAAGCUCAUGUAAGCCCCCUGAUGUUCCUAUUGAGACACUUUGUUCUAGCGCAGGCAUGGCCUCCGGAGAUCAGAGCCUGGCCCCCCAGACUGAGCUGGCAGAGGUUCAAAGCCUGAUGAGGCAGAUGAGCAGAGUUCCCCACAGCCAGGCCCUGCAGCUGGGGGGAGAGGCUCGAGCCAGCCCCUCUCUGCAGGCUGUGGCUGCAGUGGCACAUUCAGACUCAGACUUUGUCCUGGGAGUGCCGCCCCAAAGCAGUCUGGCAUUCACAGGGGCGGUGAUACCUACACAGAGUGCAGACAUAGCCAAAGCUGGGUACCUAGAGAAAGGAGACUACACAGUGUGGCAGCAUAAACAUCUAAUGCAGCAGCAGCAGCAGUCCUAUCAGCAGGGAGCAGUGAGGAUGUACAGAGUGAGUAACGGUGCUCAGGGGCACAGAACAGCAGAGGCUGGCCAGCCUCUUGAAACCUGCCUCCCUUUGAGGUGCUCCUCACAGCUGUCGUAUAGACCGCAUCCUGCCAGUGUGCGUGCUGGGCAGGAGCGACUCAGCACCUCCUCUCUGAACUGUGCCGCCAUGCAGGGGGAGUUCUCGGUCGGACAGUACUUCGCUCCUCUCUGGGACGGCGUUGUGGCCACCCCCACUAGCGACUGUUAUACUUCUCAGGUGCUGGCAACGGGUACAUGCGCAGCCGGGCCUAGAGAUCUGGGGCUCUCCCACCCCCACCUCCACCCAAACCGCCACCAACACCACCACCCACAGCGCCUCCAGCCGCAGCUCCACCCUCCCCUCCCUCCUCAUACCCAGGCCUACAGCACAGACCAAAACCUCUGUUGUGGUCUGCCUAGUUCUAGCCUGUGCCACGCUGCAGUACUUAGCAGCAGCCUGCAGUCUCUGGAGUGCCUCAUCAGUGAGAUCCACCCUCCCUGCAUCAAAGAGCGCAUGCUGGGCCGUGGGUACGAAGCCAUGGGGAUGCCUCAACUACUGGAGCACCACCAGCAAACCCACAUCCAGCUCCCCGUCUACAGAUAAGAGGCAGCGCUGCAACAGAACAGGGCGCAGAAGUGACAAACAUUUUAUAGACGAUGGAAGUGUGUCGGUUUAGACAUCUAUGAAAAUGAGACAUGCCUUUUUAGUCUGUGCAUGUACUGUAUUUGUAAAAGGCUUUGUGUUUAUAAGCCUGAGAAGGUAAAUGAUAAUCAUGACUUAAGAUACAGGUUUAUCUUAUUGACUUUUCAUGUUUUAUUUUUAUAUCUUAAAUGGCCAUCAAAUAUGCCUGCUGUUCCUCAUUUAAUACUGAUGCUGAGCACCUAAUCAGAAUUUCCCAUUACAUUUCAUCAUGGACUGUAUAUUUUGCAGGUGGUUCCUCUGUAGGCCUUUAUAAAAAUGGAAACUUGUGGAACUGUAUUGGUACCCUUCUAAAACAUUUACUUGAAUCUGGGAAUGAUCACCAGUAACAGUUUUUGUGCAUAUAUUGUAUAUUUUUACAACAAAAUGGCUUCUUAUUUCAGAGGGAACAAUUCUUUAAUUAUUAACUGAACCUUUGGUUGUCUGCUGCUUUGUUAUGGAUUUUUUUUUUUUUUUUUUUUUACUUUUCAGUGACAUAAACAGCACCUGAGCUUCUGCUAUAUGAUGAAAAUUUCCUGGCCACUGUUUGGGGAAAUAUUUUGAUAGUUUGCAUACAAAUGUGAACCUAUUUUUUGUUUUGUUUUGCAGUCAUUCAAGUUAUGUAAUUUAACAUUUUAAUUGAUUCAUUGUUGUCGUGCUCAGCACAUUGUAUUAGGACUGUUGCAUAUCCAAAUCAACACUGUGGCAAUUCAGGCCAAGCAAGAUGCGCCCUUGGGUUGUAUUUUUGUUUGCAUUUUUAUUUUUAUUUUUAUUUUAAAGGGUUGUGUGCACAUUCUUCUUGAAUGAAAUUUUGUUUUUUCUUUCUCUGGAUUGUUGUGACACUGUUACACAACACCUGGGUAUGACGGAGUGCCACCUGAAUCAUUUACGAUAUGUUCUUUGUAGGGCUAUAUUAUCUCUGAUGGUGUGAUGUAUGACUGAGUAGUUCUUUGUGUGUCUGCACUGGUUCUGUAAUACUAUUUAUUUAUGUCAGCCUGUUGAAUUAUAUGGCAAACUGUCUCUAUAAUUAUAAAGUGCAAUUAUUAUAUAUGAACACGUGAGCGCUCUCCAUGAAGUAUUUUGUUGAAAUAACUACAUUUUGCAAUGUAUGACCCUAAUCCCUCACCCUUUUUUGCCUCUUCUUAAUAAGGAUUGUCAAGUAAAUGAAAUUUUCUAAACCCAGCAAA